Messenger RNA from Liolophura sinensis, 3158 nucleotides. Its product is annotated as kelch-like protein 31. The record is from RefSeq and is a predicted model, not a curated record. The coding region runs from base 118 to 2280 and encodes 720 amino acids. Gene Ontology annotation, molecular function: protein binding. Lineage: Eukaryota; Metazoa; Mollusca; Polyplacophora; Chitonida; Chitonidae. The transcript is spliced from 7 exons.
UUCCAAAUAACGGCUACCCAGCCUAAACACAUUUACUUUGCAACGUAAGACUAUGUUCAACAACUUUGAAAAGACAAAAGGCAUAGACUCUAAGCCUUUUACGGCGACAAGACAGUAAUGGAACAAAGAGAUGACACUGUUCUACGAGAAUCGCACAUCAUUAAUGGACUGAAAAAUGGAAAUGUGAGCCACGGUUUUGUCCGAAAUUCGUCAAAUGCGGCCUCUUUUCAAAAGUAUGCCAACUUAAGCAGAGACCAGAGAGAUUACUCUCUUAGAAGCUCAAGUUCAAAUACCCCCAGCGGCUCGUAUUCUCCAUUUCCUGGAACGUCACAACAACAACAAUGCAAGCAUGAUGUGGACAUUCUAGGCGGGCUCAGCAGCUAUGGGAAGGGAGUUUUCUCUGAGCACGCUGCUGGCGUUAUGCGCCUGCUGCAAGGCAUGUGGGAGACUCGGCACAUGUGUGACAUGGUGAUCAACGUGAACGGUCAGGCUCUUCCGGUCCACAGACUAGCUCUCGCCGCUUGCAGCGAAACCUUCAAGUCCAAGCUGUGCAGCCAGCAGCCAAAUGAUAUUAAAGAACUUUACGUUACGGAUACCACAAUCGAGGCCACGGAACUGGUUCUGAGAUACAUAUAUACCCUCGAGCUUUCACUGGACGAAGAAAUCGUCGAUCCAGUCCUGUCUUGUGCUUUGCAACUCGGAAUUUCCACAGUUGUCGAGGCUUGCAAAUCGUUUCUGUUGCAUUUCACUCUGGACAAUGCCAUGAGAUUUAUUGAACUUUCGGAAAAAUACCAGCUAUUGGAUGUGCUCUCUCAGAUCCAUGGGUUUAUAUGUGUCCACUUCCAGGAUAUUGCUUCUUCUUCAGAGUUUCUGGAGUACGACCCUGAUACCCUAAGCCGGCUUCUGGCUGACGACAGCUUGGUGGUUUCCAACGAGCUGGAUGUUUUCCUCGCCGUGCAGAGGUGGAUUGAGCACAAUGUGGAGGAACGACUGGUUUAUGCGGCCGAUCUCAUGAAACUGGUGCGGUUGGUCCUUAUCUCGCCCGAGGACAUCGCCCUACACGUGGAGACGUGCCAGUACAUAUUUCAGAUUCCAGAGUGUCACGAAAUGCUCUACUCAGCACUUAGGUACCAUGCUUUGAAGUAUAGUAACAGUUACCUGGCGCAUACUUUCGAAGUACCAAAAUUACGGCGCAUUAAAGCAGCCAGUAAUCCUCAAUCUGUGCAGAGUGCUUCCAAACAAGAAAACAAGUCAUCAAACUGUGCUUACGACAUCUCAGAUGCGUCUAGUCCUAAAGACAAAGUGACAGGCCAGAACCUGUCUCCAACAUCUACUAUUCUGACAGUGGGCGGACUAAAUCCGACGGAAGUCUGUGGCAAUCGUAUAAGCCGAUGGAUUCACGAAUACGACCCUAUAAGGAACAACUGGGCGACGCUGACGACCCUGCCAGACAAACGUCAUCACCAAGGCGCAAUACUUCUUGACAUGGAACUCUAUAUCAUUGGGGGUUCGUCAGUUGACAAAGCGGACAAAGGAUCGACGGGCUACCAAAACACGACUGGUACCUGUUACAAAUUUGACCUGGCCAGCCAUACCUGGAGCCAGGUAGCGUCGUUAAGCUGUAAGCGAGUGUAUCAUUCCGUAGUCACACUGGAGGGCCACAUUAUAGUACUAGGAGGACAAGACGAACAUGGCAGGUACCUAGCUAGCAUGGAAUGUCUUAAUCCGGCAGCAAACUCUUGGAAAAUGUUGCCACCAAUGCCAGACGCAAAGACAGGUGCAACAGCUGUUGUCUUUCAAGGACAGAUUUUUGUAAUCGGCGGUUUUAGGGAGACCCUUAUGUGCAAGGCACCCUUAACAAAUGUGGAGUGUUAUGAUCCCAAGCGCAGAGUGUGGAGUGCAAAGCGGCCGUAUCCUAUGCCAUGUUCACACGCUUGUUCUGUGGUUACCGGUGGUUCACUUUUCGUCAUCGGUGGUGCCACCUUUGAGCAGUCAGGUGGUCCCAUAUCGAGCAUGUCUUCUAUUUAUCUCUAUGUUCCGGACUCCGAUAGAUGGCGCUUUUUCACCAACCUGCAUGUCCCUAGGCAUAGUGCAGCUGCUGCUAGUAUAGGAAACUAUAUUUACGUAAUGGGGGGUCUGAGUACCACGAACAACCUGGUGCUGUCCUCUGUGGAGUGCCUCGAUAUCGCCAAAGGGAGCUGGAUCACAGAUAUCAAAGAUCUGCCACAUCCCGCUCUGGGCUUGUUCGCAUGCGUGAAUCUCCAGAUAGACGAGAAAUAACCACAUCGUGACUGUCUUUUCAUUCACAUACCGAAAAUGAAUGACUUUUAUUAUACCAGGCGAUGAUGACUGCAUAGAAUAUGUAUAUAUUGGACUAUCAACAAGUUAACUGAAUGGCGGUGAUUCCAAGAAUAUGUCCAAUUUUUUCUAACUGUAUACCUAUUGUUGGUCUUGUCAACGUUGUUUCCUUUCUACACUUACCUUGUAUUUUUUUUUCCAUAGAUAUAGAAUAUUUCAUUCAUUUGUGCUCAACGCAAUAGUAGGGUAUAGAUACUGGGUAAAACAUUGGAGAUGUCAGCGUCCUGAACUAUAUAGACUGCAGCAUAUCCUGCUUAUACAUGCAGUUGUGAAAUAUCGUAGAAUGCUUUUCAAAGCAGUCAAGACUUCACGCUCAAGUGCUGUUAAUAAGUGCCUUAAAUAACGUAAAUGUAGUGACCAGUUUUAGAAACGGACGGAAUAACUUAUAUUAUAAUGACGCAUCCAAAUGAUCUGGUUUUCUUUAAUUGGGCAUUGUUCAAGACUAGUCUAAUACACCAAGUCGUAUAAGUAUAGUUACGACUCCUUUGAAUCAAAUAAUGCAUUUAGAAUUUGUUAUGUCAACAGUCAUUUUUGAUGACACAUCGGACAGGAAUAACCUUACGUUUGACCUACUGUAAUAAGGUUUUGGAAUGUUAUUAUGAAUGUAUGUAGGACCACGAAAAACAACAUUCUACACCCACAUCAAAUCGUCUUCUUUAUUAUAUCCACAUUAGAUCUCGCUUAAAGCCAGUGUGCACUGGACGCAACUACAACAGCAAACUGCAAUGGCAUUUGAUUACAACGCUAUUAAUGUUGUAGUCCAUCAUCUAUUGGAAAGUGUACUACAUAAAACAAGUCAC